Molecule: messenger RNA, 680 nt
Organism: Paramecium octaurelia
Lineage: Eukaryota; Ciliophora; Oligohymenophorea; Peniculida; Parameciidae
Source: the annotation of a GenBank genome assembly
AAAUGGGUGAUAUAGUCCCAAAUCAGCUGUUUGUCGCAGGGUACAGUCGUAGCAAAGUAUCCGGCGAUAAAGAUGUAAAGGAUAUCUUCAAAAAGUAUGGAACAAUUAAAGAUGUUGCAUAUAAGGGAUCCUACUCAUUUGUAGUAUGAAGUUGAUUCAAAUUUAAGACUUUUAGUAGUGAACAAGAAGCUUUGGAUGCCUUGAAGGCUACCAAUGGACAAACCUAUAAUGGAUAGAAAUUGAAAGUUGAUGUAGUUGACAACAGGAAGGGAAGAAAGAGUGGACCCAAUGACGAUGAUAAAUGUUUCAAAUGCAGUAAAGGUGGGCAUUGGUAUAUAAAUUCGGUAUAUUCUCAAGGGCUCGUAAUUGUCCUAAUGGAAGAUCACCAAGAAGAAGUAGAAGAAGAUCUAAUUCGCGCUCAAAGUAUGCAAAGCUAUUUUAAUUAGGAGGCGUCAUAGAAGGUCUGAUUCUAGAUCUUACUCGUCACACUCCUCAUCUAGAUCUAGAAGAAGAAGAUAUCAAAACAGAAGAAAGAGACAUAGCAGAAGUCCAAGAAGAGAAGGAAGACAAAAAAAGCGAAGUAUUAGUCCUAGAAGAUCACCCUCGGAUUCAGGAUCAUCCAAGAGACAGAAUUCAAUAUCUUGAUAAAAAGUGGGAAAAACAAUUUAUUACAAAAGAAU